Messenger RNA from Plutella xylostella (diamondback moth), 1401 nucleotides. RefSeq lists its product as uncharacterized. Lineage: Eukaryota; Metazoa; Arthropoda; Insecta; Lepidoptera; Plutellidae. The record is from RefSeq and is a predicted model, not a curated record.
AUACUCAGUCGGUAACACGUUAUCAGGUGAACGACACCUGUGGAUAUUUGAAUUAAAAUAUUAUUAUCAUUAAAACUUUAUUAGCAUUUAAUUGAACAGUAUUUUCCAACAAGAUGUCUGUGUUUAUCACCGGUAUCAUCGGUUUUGUGGUUAUUUUAAUAAUUUACAGUUUUAAAAAGGAUCCCAAACCGAUAUUUGGAGUAUAUUCAGUGCCCGGGAAAUGGUAUUACCUGAAGUAUGCAGUGUUCGCGUGUUUGUACUUUUAUAACAAGUACAACAAGAAGAGGAAGGAGGGCGAGCGGGCGGCCGGUCCGGGGCUGGCGGUGGGAGCGGCACCCGAGCACUUGGACCGGGCGCAGUCGCUGUCCGAGUCUAGCAAGGCUUUCGAUGCGAUAUUCUUCAUAUCUGCGGGCAAAGGUGAGGAGGACAAGGGCAUCUACGUGAUCGCGGGCUGCGAGCGCCGCCCCAUGGGCAUGUGCAAUGGACUCUUCUACAUCGGCUUACCAGGUAAAGGCCUUCUAUGCAGCAAGAAGAUUCCUGACACGGUGUUGUUCGGAGCAGUAGUGGGAGAGUUCGGUGCUGAGGGUCUCAAGAUGACGCCGGUUGAGCCCAUGAAGAAGUGGACCCUGCAGUACAAGGGACCUAUGUGGUAUCAGAACGACCCCUCAAAGACUGUCGAGGUAGACUUCCAGGGCGAGUGGACGGCCACGACUCGGCACUUCGACUUCGACACCGAGCUGCACGCGCCCGCCGUCAUACGAUCCAUCGCCCGGGAGAAGUGGAGCCGGGAAUACUUUGAGGGGCUGAAGACAGCUCACCAGUCGCACUACGAACAGUUUGGCACUCUGAACUGCAAGUUCAAGCUGGGUGAGGAGGCUUUCCAGUUCAAACUGCGCUCCUUCAGGGAUCACAGCUUUGGCGACAAGCGCGACUGGUCGCUGAUGCACCGCUACGCGUUCCACCACAUGUUCCUCGACGACGGCUCCAGCGUCAGUGUGGGCGUCAUCAGCCAGCCCUGCACCGCCUCUGUCUUCGAGGCGGGUGAAGUAGCCCUGCCCAACGGCACGGUCCUGCCCAUCAAGUGGGUGGACCUGCAGCUGUACCAGCACGGGGAGGGGGGCGAGGCGCCGCGCGACUACGCCUUCCGCUUCCAGGCUGGCGACCACGUGUAUACUGCACAGGUGCAAGUAGAAUACCAGUCCAUCCACUUCGUCUCCUCGGAAUGGGAGGCUCGCAUGGUGGAGCGCUUCUGCAAGUUCACGGUAGAUGGCGUGCCGGGGCGAGGCGUGUCAGAGUUCCACUACCGCCACCGCGGCGGCCGACCUGAACAGAAGACUGACCCGGAGUGGUAUAGGAAGAUGUGCCAUCAACUGUAAAAAUUGUUGUAUAGGAAUGGAAGCA